AUGUCUAUAUUUGAACAUAUAAAAAGCAAACAGCUUCAGUUUUUUGACAUUAGUGGUGAACUUCUCAGUCCUGAUAUGAGAACUGCAACCACAAAGUUCGAAGCCAUUAAUGGUCCACGCCCUUCUUCAUUGACCAUCAACAAAUAUUCGCAUUUGAUUCGCAAGCCUUCUUCCUCAUCUCAUGUUGCAUUGACCAAACCCCAGAGCAACAACCCCAUCAUCAUCCACACCAAAUCACCGAAGAUAAUUCACACGAAGCCUCGAGAUUUCAUGGCUCUGGUUCAAAGACUAACCGGCAUGUCAAACUCCAACGAACAUCUCUUGGAUGAUGGCCCGUCCUAUCAGAAUUAUGGGUCUCUUAACUGUGAUGGGUCCAACAAGCAACAAGAGAGUGACGAAGAACAAGGGGAAGAUCUUAGGGAUGAUGAAAGUUGUGUAAAGAAAGAGACUUUUGUUCAUUCUAACAUGGAUUUCGCUGAUUUGCCUAUUUUCACGCCAAAUUCCGUGUAUACAUAUCCAGGUUCGCCAUUUGGGUUUUUGGGUACUUUGUUAUCACCUUCAGGAAUGCAAUUCAUGAAUGAAUUGCCUGAAUAUUAA
This is a messenger RNA of Sphenostylis stenocarpa, 597 nucleotides long. NCBI's taxonomy places the organism in Eukaryota, Viridiplantae, Streptophyta, Magnoliopsida, Fabales, Fabaceae. The record is from the annotation of a GenBank genome assembly.